UUGUCGUUUUCCACAAAAAUACUUCGCUUCCUGCGAAGUUUGGCUUCUACGUGGCGACGUGUGAAAAGCGGUUUUAGUUAAGUCUUACUCCGUGGGGUUAUCCCAGCCGUCUGACAAACGGAACUUCGAUAUUUUGUCAGUUUGGAAAGUCGGCGAUUGGUACAGGAUUACUCGGUGAGUCCAUUUUGGAGCCAACCGCGUCGGCCAUUUUCCUUGUGGUAUGGAACUUGCUGGGACAAAUAUUGUACACGUUGCAUUGUGCAUUGGCACCAUUUGGGAAACCUAAUAAGCUAGCGAAUACUAAGUUUAAGAGCCUGAUUUUCUGUGUUUCUUUAUAAACUUAUCACGUUCCCAAAUUGUUUUGGAUAAGAUGUUUUAAUACUUGUACAAGCUCCAUACAAAACAAAUUCGACGCACAGAGUUUCUGAAGGAACAACAUAGCUACCGGAAACGACGUUAUUUUUUUCGAUGGCUACUACAAGAACUGAAUACGGCAAAGAGAACAGAUUCCGUGCUCGUCGUGAAGUGGCAAGUCGUCCAAAAGCGGAGAAUGAAAGUUCUCGGAGUCAAAGCUCAACCGUACCUCCCCGCAAAAAUCUUGUUGACACUAAAACAAAGCGAACAGCGGGCAGUUCUAACACAGGGGAUGUUAAAGAGGAGAGACACAGAGCGUACAACAAAUUUGGAGCACCUCCGAAAAAAAUUAUCUCUACUGAUAAAACCUAUAUUUCCCCUCUUAAAAGUGACAAUGUGGUACGAACGACGAAAACCCGCGAUGUGAAACAGGGCAUAACGCGAAAACCGGCGAGAGAGACUGAACAGGAAAGUGACAACGAUAAAAGCAGCGCUGAAGAGAUCGUUAAACCUAAUGUAAGCAAACUGAAACACAUUUUUGAUGAGACUAUUGCGAAUGAGGCUAUAAAAGCACAGCAAACGUACAAGAAACCCAGGCCUGUCUCUGAAGCUUUUGACAGAGUGAAGGCAAAUCAUGCUAAAGACACAUCACAAGGUGAAACCACAGAACGAUGGUCCUUACCCAACUAUUACAAAAAAACCUUACCCCCCACCCCUUCACACAAGCCACAUGUGUCUUCAGGGAUUGCUGCCAGGAGGGCUAUGUUUGAAAGUGGAGGCUCAAAUGAAGAUUUACAAAAGAAGGAGAAACGAUCGCCAAGUUUGCAAGAUCUUGUUCCAGAUUUGAAGGAAUUAGAUGUGAGUUUGCUUGGCAACAAUGAUCCUACCCCUGUGCAGAGGUCUCGUACAAGAUCUGAUCCAGGAACCAAAAGACCUCUGUACUUUAUAAAAUCUCGUAAACGCUUUCCAUCUGACACUAAAGCUAUGAACGGUGAGUACCAUGGCACUGUUGACAAACUGAAGCAAUCUCGAGAUGACUCUGUUUUGAAGAAACCAUCACUUGAUACCAGACGCCUCUAUAAGUCGCACAGUGUUGAUUUUAUCCAGGGAAGUCCAUUGAUAUCAGAUUCAGACAUAGGAAUGACGAUGGAAAGCUUGACGAAACAGCAGCCCUCUUCUACAAUUGAAAGCGAAGAAGAGAAAUUCUUUCCACUCAACAAAAGCAGUGAGGCUAACACAGAAGUCAAAGCUGCUAAUCCUGAGAAAGUAUCUCCCAGUGUUCCUAAGGGAUUAAAAUCCCAGCGAAAGGAGGAACCACAGGAUGAUUUAUAUGAUGACAUCCCAGGGCGAAUCCGUGAAGCAUCUUGGAUAGAUGAAGAAAUUCCAAAAGAGGAAACUGCUCCAGUAGAAAUGUCACCCAUAAGCAUUACGCCUGGGUUCACAUCAGUACCCAAAUCAAAUAUUCUUGAAGUGGAUUCAGAAUCUCACCCAAAGCAUGACAGUGUUUACUUCCUAAAGAAUGAAGAAACCCAAUUGCAUAAUGAAGAAACUGAAAGUUCUGGUGAUGAAAGCACUGGAAGUGUUAUUGAACACAGUGAUGCUGAUGAAGAAGAUCGUGCACAUCUUCAAACAGUGUCCCCUGUAUCGUUACUUUUCUCAGCUAAGCCAGCAUUAUCAGCUUUGUCCAAAGACAAGACAAAAAAAGGAAGAAGGAAUGUUGGUUUUAAUAUGGAUAAUCCUGAUCUGUUUCUGACGUACAGUGCUGAGGAAUAUGAUAGAGGCAAUGAUGGUAUUGAUCCAGUUACUGCGUCUGCAGAGUGGGAACUGGAAAAAAGAGUCGAAAAGAUGGACAUAUUCUCUGUGGACCUGAGCAAAGAUGAGAGAGGUCUGGGAUUGAGUAUAAUCGGUUUAGGUGUUGGUACUGACACAGGGGUUGAGAAGUUGGGGAUAUUUGUCAAGUCACUUACAGAGGGAGGGGCAGCUGCAAUUGAUGGAAGAAUACAAGUGAAUGAUCAGAUAAUAGAGGUUGAUGGAGUUUCUCUUGUGGGAGUAACACAAAUAUUUGCUGCACAGACUCUGAAGAACACAAGUGGACUUGUAAGGUUUCUAAUGGGCAGAGACAAAAGCAGAGCUCAUGCGUCACACAGGAUUGACCCAAAUGUUGAACAACAAAUUGAGGCACUCAGACAGAAGCUAGCUGAGACUGAAACCAAAGCUGAAGAAGCAGAAAAAAGAGCUUCCCUGGCAGAAAAAAUGGUUCAACUUCAGAAUAAUAUGAAAAAACCUGAGGUAACUGGAGAACAAGCCGAUGAUGAAACCAAGAAAACACAGAAAGCUUUAGAAGAGAUGAAAGAGAAAGUCAACUCAUUAGAAUCAGAUUUAGCUGUGUCUGAAGCAGAGAAUGAAGACAUGGUCAGGCAGUUGGAAGAAAGCAAAGGACUGUAUCUAAUAUUGGAGAAGAAAUACCACAUUGCAAAAAAUAAAGUGAAGGAACUUGAAGACAGAGAGCAAGCAAAUUCUGUGACUGCUGAGAGAUCUGCGAUUGAAAUAAAGUUACUACAAGAUAAGGUCAAAGAACUGGAGACCCAGUUGAAAAUGGUUCAACAGCAAAAGUCAGAAAAGGAAAGAGAAGUGAAAAAAGAGGAAGCAAUAUCAGCUCCAGUGCAAAUUGAAGAACAGAAUUCUAUGCCUGAUGGCAAAUGGAGAGAGGAGGUUCAGGAGGAAAUUGUAGAAAAUGGACUGGCUUUUGAAGUAGAGCAGGCUUUGUCAAACUUCCAACUUAGUUGGGAUUCAGCUGGAAAAAAAGAUGUCACAGAGCCCGAUUUGGAGAGCUCAUCAAAAGAUGAUUUGGAUCUAAACAGCAUCCCAGCCACAAAAACACUUAGUAAUGAACAUCUUUUGGAGAAAAAAAGACUCGCUGAAGCGCAGCAGAAGAAAUAUAAACCAACUCGUGCAAGCUGGGGAAAGUCGCUGGAUGAUGAUUCUUAUGACAUGUUUGGAGGUAAUGAAGUGUCUGACGUGGAGGACGCUCCUUCUCAGAGUAUUUCUAUGGAAAACGAGUCCCCCAGGGGUCCCCCUAAGGGACCAGGAUUCGUCCUUCCAGGUUUGCCUGUCGGAGGAUUCAAACUGAGAUCCACAGGGAAAAACUUGUACGAUGAAUCAGCUGCUAAGGGAAGUGAGUCACCUCCCCAAGAGACGCGAGCCAGCUUCCCUUUGUCGCACAAGGAGGAGACGCGGAACAUCGUGGUGGAGAAUCUCCUGGAGAAGCAGCUGUCUAAGGCUGAUGUGAAGGUGACAUCUUUGCCGACUACUGCGCUUGACCGAGCGGACAGAGAGGCGCGUCGUGCGGUGGAUGAUCAGGAGUCGGAGUGUUUUUCAGGGUCCACUAAUUCUUUGGAUGAGAUUGAAGAAGCUGCGAGAAGGAUUGACUCCGACUUGGCCUCUUCCCAGGCCUCCUCUCGAGGUUCGUCUCCAUUCCUCCCUCCUGCCAUGCCCUUGUUACAAGUGAAGAGUGUUCCCGUGAUGGAAAGCUAUAAUGAAGCCGCCAUUGAUGUUCCCCCGGAACUGCUUGCAGCCAGCGGUCAGCGAGACUUCGAUCAACGAUCUGUAGGCACAGGGUCAAACGUUGACGGGCAGUCUUCUCUUAGUCCUGGGUCAGACUUAAAUUCAUCGGGAAAUUCACAGCUGAUUUCAGACUGGGACACAGAUCAGGUGUAUGCGUGGUUAAUCCAAAAUGAGUUGGACGAGUAUGCCGAUGAGUUCACUGCUAAAAAGAUUGAUGGAAAACAACUAUUAAACUUAGAUGGAUCCAGACUCAAGGCAAUGGGAGUGAGUCAGAACCACAGAGCUGUCAUCAAAAAGAGGAUCAAAGAGCUUAAGGCUGAGAUGGAACGAGAACAGAAAGCGAGAAAACAGAGAGAAAAAGAGCAGAGAACUGGCAAAAAGGAAGGAAAGUUGGAAAAAAUGGGAUUCAUGAAAAAGAAAGGAGUUUAUAAUAUCAACUAAUUUCUGCAACGCGGCGUGAGAUGCUGCUUGGCAGGUUUUUCGGCUUUUAAAAGGCAAACACUCCUGAGGAAGUAGAGACCGCUAGCCUAACAACCGUCGUUUGCUCGUAUAAACUGCGGAAAUAUUUGGCAUUGUCGGGCUUUGUGCGCAAUUGGAACGCGCUUGUGGUACUUCACGUUCGUCGUUUACAGUGUAUUAUAGGUAAUUUUGUAAAAAAAAAGAACAAAAAGUAUAAAAGAGAUGAAAACGAUUAAAAAGAAUACAGCAAUAAAAUAUUAACAUGAAUUACAACUUGAAUUAGCAAAUCGUCCUUUGAAAAUUGUGCAAAUCUGAAAAGUUAAUUUAAUUCAACGUUUCAAAACGAAUUGAAAUUCAAUUGUAAAAGAGAUUUUUUUUACAAUGAGUUAUCCACCGUGCCACGCCCUAAAAAAUGUUCAAUUUUUGUGCCAGUUAAUCACAGACGUUCUAAUUUCUACCUUAUAAAAUAUUGUAUCAGUGUCAGUAUCUUAGCUGCUACACACCUACCCCUCCCUUAAUCCAGUGUUAACCUUAACUUGUUAUCAGUUGACUGUGGUUAGUUUAGGGGAGGGGUAGGUGCGUAUUUGUGCAGAAACUGACAUUGAUCCAAAAUAUUUGUAGUACCUCUGUUACUUUCAAGAACAAGUGAAAUUCGUUGAUUUAAGAGAUAAAGGAAAAACAAAUUCUUGUGUAUUUUCUAACUGAUAAAUUCCUACCAUCAGAAUUAUACUUUGUUAAUAUUACCUGCAUUUUUAUUCCAAUUUACAGUCAGUGUUUCUUUUUUACAACAUCGCAAAAUGUUAAUUUUUUUUUGUCGAAUUGGUGAAAUGAUCAAACAGGCUUAUACUGAGAUGUGAAUUAGUGUUGAGCAGUAAUCAUUGGUGUAAAUUAAAUGGGUUAAUGGAUUUAAAUUUGUGACCUAGAAUAUUAUUUGACGUACUUUCUACGUGGUAAACUAUAGAGCUGAAAUUAUUUGAUAAAUAAAUAAAGCUGAAGAUUUUUUUUUAAAA
Molecule: messenger RNA, 5387 nt
Organism: Pocillopora verrucosa
Lineage: Eukaryota; Metazoa; Cnidaria; Anthozoa; Scleractinia; Pocilloporidae
Product: neurabin-1-like
Biological process (GO): neuron projection development; calcium-mediated signaling; actin filament organization
Cellular component (GO): cytoplasm; dendrite; actin cytoskeleton
Molecular function (GO): actin filament binding
Source: RefSeq, a predicted model, not a curated record